GAAAAAACACUUGAAGCCUCACUCACUAUAUAGCACACGUUCAUGCAAGGCCCUAGACAGCCAUUGACAGCAAGUGAGCUAUGGGGAGCUUGGACACGAGCCCCACAGGCUUGCAGUUGCCGGACGGCGCGAUCGACGACGCCGCCGCUGACGUGUUCCGGCCGCUCGACUCCGACGACGUGCGCUCGUACCUUCACAAGGCCGUCGACUUCGUCGCCGACUACCUCCAGUCCGUCGAGUCCCUCCCUGUCCUCCCGGACGUCGAGCCGGGGUACCUGCGGCGGCUGCUCAACCCAACGCCGCCGGCGUCCUCGGCGCCGUUCGACGUCGCGAUGAAGGAGCUCCGCGCCGCGGUGGUUCCCGGCACGACGCACUGGGCCAGCCCCAACUUUUUCGCCUUCUUCCCGGCGACCAACAGCGCGGCCGCCAUCGCCGGGGAGCUUGUCGCCUCCGCCAUGAACACCGUGGGGUUCACCUGGCAGGCCGCGCCGGCCGCCACGGAGCUCGAGGACCUCGCGCUCGACUGGCUCGCGCAGCUACUCCGCCUGCCGCCGGCCUUCGUGACCUGCGGCGGCGGUACCGGCGGCGGCGGCGUCAUCCUCGGGACGACGAGCGAGGCGAUGCUGGUCACGCUCGUCGCGGCGCGCGACGCCGCCCUGCGACGGACCGGGCGCGGCGGCGUGUCCGGCCUGCCGCGUCUCGCCGCGUACGCCACGGACCAAACGCACUCCACCUUCUUCAAGGUGUGCCGCCUCGCCGGCCUCGACCCGGCCAACGUCCGGACCAUCCCGACCGGCACAGAGACGGAGUACGCGCUCGACGUGGCGGAGCUCUACCGCCGCAUGCAGGCCGACGUCGACGCCGGCCUCGUCCCGACCUACGUGUGCGCCACGGUCGGCGCCACGUCGACGAACGCUGUCGAUCCCAUCGCCGACACGGCCGACGUGGCACGACACUUCGGCGCGUGGGUCCACGUCGACGCCGCGUACGCUGGCAGCGCGUGCAUCUGCCCGGAGUUCCGGCACCACCUCGACGGCGUGGAGCGCGUCGAUUCCAUCAGCAUGAGUCCGCACAAGUGGCUGCUGACGUGCCUCGACUGCACCUGCCUGUGGGUCCGCAACACGCGCCGGCUCACCGACUCGCUGGAGACCAACCCGGAGUACCUCAGGAACGACGCCAGCGACUCCGGCGCCGUCACCGACGUCAAGGACAUGCAGGUCGGCGUCGGCCACCGCUUCCGGGGGCUCAAGCUCUGGAUGGUCAUGCGCACCUACGGCGCCGCCAAGCUCCAGCAGCACAUCCGCAGCGACGUUGCCAUGGCCAAGAUGUUCGAGGACAGUGUCCGGGCCGAUGACCGGUUCGAGGUCGUCGUGCUGAGGAACUUUGCCCUAGUUUGCUUCAGGAUCAGAGCUCGCGGCGCCAUGACGGAGGAGGACGCCGACGAGGCUAGCCGGGAGCUCAUGGCGCGGCUGAACAGGACGGGGAACGUGUUCUUGGCGCAUACGGUGGUCGGCGGCAGGUUCGUUCUGCGGUUCGCGGUGGGGUCGACGCUGCAGGAGGAGAGGCACGUGCGAGGUGCGUGGGAGCUCAUCGAGAAGACGGCCGGUGAGAUAUUGCACGGACGAGCAUAGAGUACGCAAAACAUUUGUAUUGGGGUGUUUGAUUCGUUGUUGUUUGGGUCAGAAAUUGGUGGAUGACGAAUAAGGCCGUACGUCGUGUCUCUGUUGAAGGACGACACUACUACAGAGCCUUGGUGUAGGCAGAGUUUAUAAAAAUGUGUUGAAUCGCUUAAGCAUGUGUGCAGCGAGGUGAAUUUUGCAACGGAACGGAGUAAUAGUGUGGUCAUUUGUAACAAAAUGACUUUAUAAGGUAUUUGUUUAUUUUAAGUAA
This is a messenger RNA of Setaria italica (foxtail millet), 1890 nucleotides long. Its product is annotated as aromatic-L-amino-acid decarboxylase. The transcript has a single exon. Gene Ontology annotation, molecular function: pyridoxal phosphate binding; carboxy-lyase activity. NCBI's taxonomy places the organism in Eukaryota, Viridiplantae, Streptophyta, Magnoliopsida, Poales, Poaceae. The record is from RefSeq and is a predicted model, not a curated record. Gene Ontology annotation, biological process: amino acid metabolic process. Bases 81 to 1631 code for a protein of 516 amino acids.